Amblyraja radiata (thorny skate) is the source of this 2706-nucleotide messenger RNA. RefSeq lists its product as uncharacterized. Gene Ontology annotation, biological process: cytokine-mediated signaling pathway. The record is from RefSeq and is a predicted model, not a curated record. Lineage: Eukaryota; Metazoa; Chordata; Chondrichthyes; Rajiformes; Rajidae. Bases 68 to 1411 code for a protein of 447 amino acids. Gene Ontology annotation, cellular component: external side of plasma membrane; membrane. The transcript has 6 exons. Gene Ontology annotation, molecular function: protein binding; cytokine receptor activity.
UAACUGCACGCUGACGAGGCUGUCGCCUACAGUGGAGGGGGGAGAUUUUCAUACUUACUUUUGUACAAUGAGGGUGACACACAUUUCAGUAUUUUACAAAUUCACUCUAAUUCUUAAAUCAAGCAGCCAGGCUAAAGAUGUUACUGUCAAUAACUUCAGACCUUCUCUUAACAUCCAGCUGAAAGCCCCUUUCCACCUGUCCGUGACGAACAAUCCCACCGCACAGAAUGUUAAUAUCACGUGGCAGUUUAAAUCGCUCUAUCUGGACCAGAUGGUGCAAUAUGAACUGGAGUACUGGAGCAAAGAGACGAAAGAGGAUGUGAAGAUGGAAAGUCGGCUGAAUGAUAUCCGACAUCUGGCCAUUAGGAAAAUUGAUUUGGAGCCAGACUCCCACUAUAGAGGACGUGUCCGUGUACGACCUGUACAGACACUUUUGUUUCAGGGUCCAUGGAGCAAGUGGAGUGCAGAAAUAACAUGGAGUACAGGUCCUGGUCCAAACAGUGCAUCAACAAAAAACAACCUGCUGUGUGUGUUGUUUGCACCUCUCCUCUUGGCGGUCAUCAUUUUCAUAUCACUCUAUUUCAAGCUUCCAUCGCGUGUUGUAGGUAAAGUGUGGAUUCAUAUUCCAAACCCGGCCUCUUAUUUCCAGCCUCUCUACAGCCAGCACAAUGGAAACUUCAAGGAAUGGAUCCACAAAAACCAUGCACAACGUAACAAUUCUGGGGGGUCAUGCCAAGAGCUGAAGAAGGUGCCUGAGGGCAGAGGUGUCACAGUCAUCCUGAAUCCUUGGGAUGAAGCUGUUUCUAACAUCUCUUACCUGAAGCCCAUCCCAAUCAACCAAACCUCGACCUUCGACUUGGACACCAAAGGUAGCCUUCAGACUGAGUUCCGCAACCCCAUCCAGCACCUUCAAGAGUACUGCAAUAAUCAUUCCGUGCUGCUCCCUCUCAUGCCCCAGGAUGAGCAGGGCAUGUCUGAGAACUGGGCGGUGGUUCACGAUCCAUCCCAUGGCACCUUCCUGGGCACUGUGCCACUGGAGGAGGAUGGAGGGUACAGCUACAGUGAAGAGUACUGUACCCUUGCCCAUUCCGACACCAGCCAGGGCCUGGUCCCUGCAAAGGUUGACCUCCUGCUCAAAGUGGCCAACGAGUGCCGGGGAGAGAAAAGGGAAGUGGCCGAGGACUUGCCCGUGACCAAUGAUCCGUAUCUGACCUGCCCGGCUGUAACCGAGAAAUCGGAGUUUCCACCGGGAGACUGUGCCAGCGAAAGACCGUGUAUGACCACUCCUCUGGGUCAGUCGCCAGCUGAACCCUCAGAGCCACCAGCAAACAAUAAAGAGCCCUCCCUCACACCCGCCACCCCUGACAACUCUGCUGCACCUUCUGCCUUCCUGUCUGAGGCUCUGAUGUGACUGCCACGACUGCACAGUUUGCAAUGUCCUGAGUGGGGUUCGAAUGGGGAUUCCCAGCAUCUAUGAAGGAUGGGCACCUAGUUUAAUUAUUGACUGAAAGAAGGACAUAUUCCAGCGGUUGGGAAGCUACAGGAGAGCAUUUGUUUGUUGAGCAAUUAUUUGGCAGCUUGUGCAAAUAGCUCAGUAAAGCAAGAUCGCUAUUGUUGGUUAAUAGUGAGAUUAAAGCACACAGUGCUGGUGUUAAAGUACUGGCGAUUUGUUGAUGGACACAAAACAGAGGAGUAAGAACCAACAAGAUAUUUUGAGCUGGGAGACUGCGUUCCAGGAGAUGGCUCGGAGAUUGGCCCUGAUGCCUUGACUGUUCACGUCCUAUUUCAAGGAUUUGGGUUUGUGGUAUACUAUAACCAAAUGUUUUUGCUAAUACAAAAUUGGAUGGCAGUGUGUGCUGUGAGGAUCCAGAGGAGUUUCAGGGGAUACAGAUAGUUUGGAUGCAUGGGCAAAGACAAGGUGGGUGACAUUUAAAAAGGAGAGUGAUAUAGAAACAAGGAACUGCAGAUGCUGGUUUACAAACAAAAGAAGCAAAGUGCUGGAGUAAUUCAGCGGGUCAGCAGCAUUCCUGGAGUACAUGGUGUACAUGACAGGUCAAAUCCUUCUUCAGACUGAAGGAAAAUGGUAUGCUGGCUGGCUUUUACAACAAGGGGAUUUGAGUAUAAGAGAAGAGACAUUUUUCUCCCGCUAUAUGGUUCCCUGGUGAGGCCAUAUCUGGAAUUGUGGGUACAGGUGUGAACUCCUGAACUAAGGAGGGUGAUAGAGGCACCGCUAGGAAUCUGAGAGGUACAUGGUGGGUAUAUGGAAAAAGCUGCCAGAGGAGGUAGUUGAGGCAGGUACUAUCAGGUGUAAAGCCAAGUGUGGGCAGGUUAGACCAGUGUGGAUGGGGAAUGUUGGUUGGCGUUGGCAAGUUGGGCUGAGCUGUAUGACUAUGAUUCUAUGAGAGAGUGCAGUGAAGGCUGACCAGACUCUAUCGCUUCGCCAUUGUGCCGCCCAUUCACUGAGCAUAUUCCAGCAGAAUUUUUUUUUUUUUUUUGCUAUAAGGGAUUGGGAUUAGUGCAGUGUUGUUGAGGUAACAUGUUAGCUCUGGUCAUAUUGAGUGGGGUGGUAGGGCGAGGGAAAGAAUAUCUGUAAAUAGAAUGAGUUGCUGGUGUUUGCAAGAUGCUCGUCUUGCUUUGACCUUUGUUUAUAUAAAAUGUUGACUACUGUUAAUUGUGUAUCUCAUGUGUACCAUUGAAGACAUUAAA